Ceratina calcarata is the source of this 9275-nucleotide messenger RNA. RefSeq lists its product as uncharacterized. The transcript is spliced from 13 exons. Gene Ontology annotation, biological process: regulation of transcription by RNA polymerase II. Gene Ontology annotation, molecular function: DNA-binding transcription activator activity, RNA polymerase II-specific; RNA polymerase II cis-regulatory region sequence-specific DNA binding; zinc ion binding. The record is from RefSeq and is a predicted model, not a curated record. The coding region runs from base 497 to 8359 and encodes 2620 amino acids. NCBI's taxonomy places the organism in Eukaryota, Metazoa, Arthropoda, Insecta, Hymenoptera, Apidae. Gene Ontology annotation, cellular component: nucleus.
AUAACUAUGCAUUAACUCCGCCGACCUCUUAGACACCUGAAGGUUCGAUCGAUCAGUAAAUAUCAGAAACGCGUUUAAUCAGAAUUAUACGGUAGGCGUUCGUGAUUUGAAACUGAAAAACGGAAAUCGGCAGAGAAUGCAGCCAUCUUUGAAUCGAAUCGAUUCGAUUGGGGAACGAAAUAGAAAUUGAUACUCAUCUCGUGGGGUAAUGAUUUGGUGGUCCAUUCAUAAUAAAUGACAAUGAAUCCGAAAGAAACGGGUCUCGGCGUCGUGGUCGUGUGUAAAAGCCGUUGGUUCGUGAUCGAUAUGGAAUCGUACUGUCGAAUGUUUCCGAGACGGUACGAUGAGUGCCGAGGAUAGCCGAAGGCGUUCGAAGUUGGCCGAGGCUCCGUGAACAAGCGACAAGCGACGCGGGGUCUUCUCCGGCUUGGGUUGAAACAGCGUUCGCGUCUACGGGCGCGGCUUUGCGUCUCGAGCUGGCGUUUUACAUGGUAAAAUGUCCUCCCUCGAUUAUCUGGAUCUGUGUCGGCUGUGUCUCGUGAAGGACCGUGUUUCGGUGCCGAUUUUCGAUGGCGAGGGAGACGUACGGCAAAUAUUCUUGAAGAUCGCCUCCUGUCUACCGGUCAAGGUUGCUAGAGAAGAUAAGUUACCGAAAAAAAUAUGUGACGACUGCGUGUAUAAAGUAGAGUUAUUUUAUCAAUUUUGGAAUACGACGGUAAACGCAGAAAAGCAGCUUCUACAAUGGCUAGGAGAGGUGAAUCUGGAGGACAAGCAGGGUUAUGUUACCGACGUUCUCAACUCGGGUGCAAUGAAAGAAGAACAGAGCACAGAGAACAGGUUAGAUGGCAACGUGAUUCAGCAUGUCGGAGAGCAUCAAAACAAUAUGAGCAUGGGUAUGAUGGACAACAUGGGGCUGGGUAUUCCCAUCAUCAUAUCCAGUGCUAAUCAACAGCAACAAAUCACCUCAGUUCCUAUGGACACAAGCGGUAGCUCUGUGCAAACCGUUCAGGCAGUACCUGGUCCAAGUUCACAAACAACACACAACCAAAUACCACAGAAUCGGACUAGUUCCACUCAGCACGAGGACGAAGAAGAGACAGAAGAUGAGGAAAACUCUGACGAGGAAUGUGAUGGAGACGAUGGCCUAAACGUUAAAGAAGAGAGCGAAGACGAACCCAGUAAUAGAACCGUAGAGCCUACGACCUUUGUAAAUGUUCCCUUGGUGUGCGACGAAGCUGGUCCAUCGGGGCUGCAGCAACAGAAGAUCUCGGAGAUACCUGAGAUGCCCAUGCCACAGUCAGCUGAUGAGGAUCCCAAAUCUGAGGCGCUAAACGGGGACGGACGUUUUAUAUACGGCAACGAAACGAUUCCGAUGCAGCCGUGGCAGGUUGUCGACGUGGAGGGUUGCCUGUACUACGCCUUCCUGCCGAAGGAAGGCGAGAAAUCGAAAGAGGAUAUCCCCAGAACUAACGAAGAUGACACGCAAGUGAUCUCGAUAGAUCUUCCCGAAGAAGAAAGGAUCGACGACGAUCAGUGCACCGUUAAAAUAAAGGAAGAGGACCGAGUGUCACUCAAGGGAGAGAACAGCGACGAUAACAGCUUGUACGUUUGCGAAGAGUGCAACAUCUGUUUCCCCGUGAUGCAAAUGCUCGAAUUGCACAAGAGCGCGGUGCACGAGCAAGCCGGUCGUUACAAGUGCAAAGUCUGCUUCAAGAUAUUCCGCAGCCUGGUAGCGUUCAAGAUGCACAUCGCGUUAGAGCACAAAGCGGAAGAACAGGAAGAGGCAAAGGACGGAGACAGUCUGACGUAUAUCUGCAGCUUCUGCGAAUACGAAACCACAAACAAAUCCACUCUCCAUUCGCACAUCAGUAGGAAGCAUCCGGGCGCUGUUCCGCGGAAAAAGAAGAACAGUUAUUAUACAGAGCCAGACUCGUACUCCUGCGACGUGUGCGAGUUCAAGUGCCCGAGUAGGCGCAGGUUGAAAGAACACCUGGAGCGGAAACACGCGUCGGAGUACAAGUACGAUUGCGAGUACUGCGGGAAGAAGUUCAAAGUGAAGGGCGACAUGAGACUGCACGUGCGGUUCAAGCACAAAGAAGGGCCGAUCGUUUGCGACGUCUGCGGGAAGACCUGUUCGAACAGUAACUCUCUGUACGUUCAUCAAAAGUGGGCCCACUUCAAGCCGAAGUACGAGUGCGAGAUCUGCAAACGGAGGAUGGUCACGCAGGAGAACCUGGACCAGCACAUCCUACUGCAACACGAGAGGCGGGAGAGCUUCGUCUGCGAAGAAUGCGGGAAGGUGUUCAACGAGAAUCAUCGGCUUAGGCAGCAUAUGAUGACGCACACCGGCGACAGGCCUUUCGACUGCCACAUCUGUGGCAAAGCGUUCGCUCGGCGCACCGCGUACAGACAGCACCUGCUCAUCCACACCGGGAAGCGACCGUAUACCUGUGAUAUCUGCGGCAAGACGUUCACUCAAAAGCCUGGCUUGAUUUGUCACCGGAAGUCCCACCCCGGCGUCCAUCCCCCCGGUCCUCAUUCGCGCGGCAUCUUCAUCUUCAACAAGGAGUCGGUCGUGAUGAAGAAAUGGCAGAUCCUGGAGUUCGACGGGAAACCGUAUUACGCGUUUGUACCUGAAGGCGACACGCCGCUGGCCGAGGAAGACAUCCCCGAGCAGAUCGAGGAAACUGGUAACGAAGACGAGAAACCGGAAAUGUUUAAAGUCGAGUUGUACGACGAAGAGGUGGAUCUGCCGUACGACUCACCCGAGGAGAGGCUGUACGAGGAGGAGCAGGUGUUGGAAACGAACGUGGAGCAGCGAGAAGCCGAGGACGACGUUAAACCGAUCAUAUUGAACGGUACCAUCGACGGUGCCAUCGACGAUAACGAUAAAUUAGGGGAUUUGUAUCAGGUGAAGGUACAGGGUAGUAUGGUGACCAUAGAGAAAUUGACAUCCAACGAGGAGGAGGUCAACGACACGAAGGAGAAUUUAGAACGGAAGUGGUAUCAGGAAGAGCAGGAAGAAGAAUAUACCGAACAGGAGCAGCUGGAACAGAUUGAGGACGAUCCGGGACAGGUUCAAGAGCAGGAAGGUCAGAACGAAGACCAGGAUCAGGAUCAAGACCAAGUGGAGCAAGUGGAAUAUUUAGAGGAGGAGAUGCUAGAGAUGAACAAUCACACGGCGACGACGCCUGCGAAGAGGGGCAGGAAACCGUCCAAGAACACGACCGGUGUGACGUUGAAGUGCAAAGCCUGUUCUGAAACGUUCAGCUCCGCGGUGUCGUUCAAAAAGCACGUGGCGUGGACGCACAAGAAGAAGCUGUUCAUUCAGGAGGACGGGAUUUACAUAUGCACGGUCUGCGAUUACAGGACUCAUAAGAAGAGCCAGUUCGCUGGUCACCUGGAACGUAAGCACGACACUUGGUCCAAGAAACGACCGAACACCGUGCUGUUCCCGUGCGCUGCUUGCGGGUUCGUUUGUAGGUCAAAGCACUCGCUGCAGUCGCACUUCAUUCGCAAGCACACCGAUCGUUACGAGCAUCAGUGCAAAUUCUGCACGAAGAAAUUUAAGGUGAAAGGCGAUCUGACCAACCACGUGCGAUUCCAUCACAAGGAGAAACCAAUAAACUGCGAUGUUUGCGGGAAACUCUGCCAGAACAGCGGCUCUCUGUACGUCCACCAGAAAUGGGCUCAUUACAAACCGAAGUACGAGUGUCACAUAUGCAAACGGCGUAUGGUGACGCAGGAGAAUCUGGACCAGCAUCUGUUGACGCAGCACGAGAAGCGGGAGAAGAUCGUCUGCGCCGAGUGCGGGAAGACGUUCACCAAGAAGGACUCGUUCAAGAGGCACAUGGCGGUGCACACUGGUUGCAAGCCACAUUCCUGUUUGAUAUGCAACAAACCGUUCGCCAGGAGAUCGCAGCUGCGUCAGCAUUUGCUCAUACACACCGGGAAGAGGCCGUUCGUCUGCGACAUCUGCGGUAAAGCGUUCACCCAGAAGCCCGGCUUGAUCUGUCACAGGAAAACCCACCCGGGUCCUCAUCCCCCGUUGCCCGUGAUGCCCAUCGCGGAUAUCGUGAAGGAGUUCACCGAGGGAUACGUGCAGGAGAUAAAUGCGCGCGAGAACGAGGAGAGAAUCGAGGAAGAGGCGUGCCUGGAUCCCCUCAGCAACGAAUUCAAGCUCGACGCUCGAUCAGAUUCGUCGCUGGAAUACCCCGAUGGGUACAUUAAUUGGCUCGACAAAGAGAAUUUCGACGAUCAACAAGAGAGCUUAAGAAAAGAUCAGAAAAUGACGAGACGAUCGAAGAGGAGAUCAUUUUUCGAGUGCGAUCACUGCCAACGAAAGUUCCUCAACAAGAAUAAUUUAAUAGAACACCUGAAGAAGCACAGGCACACCUGCUCCGACUGCCCGAGAACUUUUCGACUCCGCCGAUUUCUCAUUUCCCACGUAGACAAGAUCCACCGACGCCACGUGUACGACUGCAGCGUCUGCGAGUACAAAAGUAACAACAAAGGCACCUUGAAGAACCACUACAUCCGGUUGCACACCAGCAACUACGACUUCUCCUGCGACACUUGCGGGAAACAGUUCAAGAUAAAGAAAGCGUUGAACCACCACGUGAAACAGAAUCACAGCGACGCGCCUCCCAUAGUCUGCGACGUCUGCGGUCACUUCAGCAAGAACCUGCACGCUCUGAAGGCUCACAUGAAAUACAGACACUAUAAACCGGAGUUCGUUUGCCGUAUAUGCAGAAGAGGUAUGACGACUCAGGAGAAUUUGGAGCAGCAUUUGACGUGGCACGAAACCAGGGAAAAGGUGCUGUGCCCCACCUGCGGGAAACGGUUCCGCGGCCGGGACCUCGAUUCCCACAUGCGGGUACACACGGGCGUGAAGCCGUUUCCGUGUCCCGUUUGCGGGAAAUCGUUCCGGAGGCAGACUGCUCAGGAGCAGCACGUGCUGAUCCACACGGGGAAGAGACCUUAUGUCUGCGACAUUUGCGGUCAGGCAUUCGCGCAGAAACCUGGACUGAUUUGUCACAGGAAACGGCACCCCGGGCCAUUGCCACCGUUGCCCGUCGUGUCUAUCAAAAAUAUAGUCACCGAAUUCACAAAGGAAUAUGCCAUGAAGAACACGGUUAUCAAAAUAAAUUGUAAAUUUGAUAUGACGAAAAACUACAAUAAAGAUAUAAAGAACGAAGUAAGACGACGUUUAAUCUGUUUUAGUUCUCCAACGAGGGAUCCACUGAACUGCGUCGACAUGAAUCCCUUGGAAGAGAAGAUCGUCAACAGUCUAACGAGAGACGAUCGACGUGAACGGAGGACUCGAGUCAUUAAGAUAUUGAACAGCUUUUCCCUUGUCUCGCCUGAAAGCCUAAAGACGAGGAGACUCAUCGACAUCAAGAAGCCCAUUCGAUUGAAGAAACAACUAAUACCCAUGGAUACAACAAUAACCGUAGAAAUAAACGAACAGGAAACGGAAAGAACGAACCCAGUAAUAGUGACGAACAAACAAGCAAUAAAAAGAACCGUACCAGUAAUAGUAACGAACCAACAAGCAUUAGAAACGAUCGAACCGAUGAGAGUAAAAAUCAAGCAAACGCCAGAAAGGAAGAAACAAGCCGAGAAGAAAACGGAAAUUAAUUCAGAGAAGACAUCUUCAGCGAAGAACGAAGUUAACAGGAGCCUAUAUAUAAAGACUGACUUAUUGGUCGAUAAACGGAAGAAGUUGUCGUUGGAGUGCGACCACUGCGGGAAGAUCUUCGAACGUAAACGGAAGCUGGCGUCGCACAUGAAAGUGCACAGAUACGCUUGCGACCAUUGCGACAAAACGUUCAGAAUCAAGAGAGAUGUGAAGAUGCACAUGGAGAUCUCUCACGGGCCGGUGCUCCACCCGUGCGAGUUCUGCGACUACAAGAGCGCGAACAGGUGGACGCUGAGGGACCACUUCAUCCGCAGGCACACCACUAAAUACAACCACACGUGCUCCUCCUGCGGGAAGAUGUUCAAGAUAAAGAACGACAUGGUCCAGCACGCGAAGCAGAUGCACAAUACCGCGCCGCCGAUACUCUGCACCGUCUGUGGCAACGCUUGCAAAAGCAUGCCCGCGUUGAAGGCACACAUGAAGUACAAGCACAACAAGCCAGCUUUCAAGUGCGAUCUAUGCAAACGUUGCAUGACGACGCAGUACAACUUGGAUCAACACAUGCUGUGGCACAACAAGAAGGAGAAAGUGGUCUGCCCCGUCUGCGGGAAGAUCUUUGGACAGAAAAGGGACCUGGACAUUCAUCUGAGGCUACACGAGGGCAUCAAGCCCUACGACUGUCCGGUUUGCUGCAAGAAGUUCGCCAGGAAAACCGCCCAGGAACAACAUAUACUCAUACACACGGGUCUCAGGCCGUACAUUUGUGAUAUAUGCGGCCAGAAGUUCGCACAGAAACCAGGAUUGAUCUGUCACAGGAAGCGGCAUCCAGGACCGUUGCCGCCACUGCCCAUCACUUCCGUCAGGAAAAUCAUUCUGGACUUCACGCAGAAAUUUUUCAGGCCUCGAAGAGUGAUUUCGCGUACGGUUCACGAGUGCGUGAAGUGCGGAGCCUGUUUCUGCCACACGCGGAAGCUGGUGGAACACCUGAAGAAUCUGCACGGGAUCGAGAGAGCCUUCAGCUGCGACGAGUGCGGAAAGACGUUCAGGAGCCCGAUGAACAUAGCUCGUCAUAAAUUGAUUCACACCGGUUCGAAAAAAUUCGCCUGCGACCUGUGCGACUACAGAUCGAACCAGAAAUCGAAUCUGGAGAGCCACCGCCGCCGGCACACCAAAGACUAUUCGUUCAAGUGCGAGCUGUGCCAGAAAGGGUUUUUCCUGAGGACGGAAUACUUAGAACACGUGAACGUGCACACGCGUAAGCAAUUGUACCGUUGCGAACACUGCGAGAAGUCCUACCCUUAUAAAAAGAACCUGACGAAUCAUUUGAGAAUGCAUCACGCCGACACUUUGCCGGUGAGGUCGAAGAACGAACGGAAGAAGCACGUGUGCACGAUCUGUCUGGAGGGGUUCACACGGAAAAUGUUCCUUGAGAGGCACUUGAAGCAGCGGCAUGGCGUGCACGAGAAGAAGAUGCAUCUGUGCGACCUAUGCGGGGCCGUGCUCUCUUCUAAAAGGCGACUGAUGGUCCACAGGCGGGGCCACGCGAACGAGAAGAUCGCGAAAUGCGACUUCUGCGAGAAACAAUUUUCUAGUAAAGAGAAUCUCGCGAUUCAUCGACGGAUACACACUGGCGAGAAGCCGUACAGUUGUUCGCAGUGCGACAGGAGGUUCACACAGAGGACUUCCCUGAUUUUGCAUCUCCGGUACCAUUCGGGCGAGAGACCGUAUCAAUGCCUGGACUGCGGCAAAGGAUUCGUCUCCGGCAGUUUCCUCAAGAAACAUCGGAAGGUCCACGAGAAGACUUGUCAGUGGAGCAACGGUCACGAUGAGAGCAACAUCGAAGCUUUCAGAAUCAAGAUUGAGGAUCCUCAACAGAAAUUCGAAGCGAACGAGAAGGUCUGCGACUUCUGCCAAGAGAAGUUUCACUUCGUAACGAGACUGGUGGCCCACCUGAGGAUCGUUCACGGUAUCCAUAGACCGUUUAAGUGUGUCACCUGCGGGAAAGCGUACCCACAGCAAUUCAUGCUAAACGCGCACGUGAAAAAUUCCCAUACUCCAAAAACGACCGCCUGCGGUCAAUGCAGAUUCAUGGGGGUGAACGCCGCCGACGUGGAGAGGCACGCGAAACGAUAUCACAGCCUGGACAUCAAAUUCACUUGCGAGAUCUGCAGCGAGAACGCCUGCGGUGCUACCUUCGACGAUAUCUUCAGUUUGAAAGAGCACAAUCGCCUGUACCACUACGACCCAGCGGCAUUAGUUCAAGAGAACGAGGAGGGGGUAAUCGUUAAACAUAAAUGCGAUGUAUGCGGUAAGACGUACAAGUAUAAGUCAGCGUUAAAGCAGCACAAGGUGAAGGCGCACGAAGGAACCCCGGGUUACGAGAGACGGCGAUACCUCUGCGCGCUUUGCGGCAAAGAAUUGAAGACGGCCAAAGGCCUCGAGAUUCAUAAUAGAUCGCACACCGGCGAGAAACCGUAUACUUGCGCGGUCUGCGGUAAAUGUUUCGCUUGUGAAACGCUGCUCAGGACUCACAACGUGACACACACCGGCGAGAGGAAGUACUCGUGCGAGCAAUGCGGCAAAGCGUUCACGCAGAGGUCCACGCUGGUCGUUCAUAAACGUUAUCACACCGGCGAACGGCCGUACGUCUGCACGCGCUGCGGCAAAGGUUUCGUUACCAGGACCGUCCUGAAUACUCAUUUGAAAUCCUGUCGCUGAAGGAACAGCUGGGAAACGAAAUUAUACCGUGAGUAAACUUACUGACUUCUUAUAUAAAAUUGAAUCGAGAAAUGCAAGAAUUCAUUCAAGCUUCGUAUAAAUCUUUUGAUGAAAAAAAAGAAUAAUUUACAUUUUAUCUUGUUGCAAUUUAGUUUUCAUUGAUCUAAAUAUUUUUAAAAAACAGUUCAAUGUUACGAGGCCAAGAACUCGAUCCUUUUUUAUUUAUAAACCGACGCGAAUAAGAAAUCAAUACGCGACGUGGCUAAUAAAAAAAAGGCUCAACUUUGCACGCAAGAGAUCUGAAAUACUUGAACCAGUGAAUUUAAUCUUUGAAACAGAUUUGAUAUUUUGGUUACUUAUUCUUAUUCGCCGAAAGAAAAUAGAUCGUAACUCGUUUAGCACGGAAACGUCCAGGAGAAACUUAUGACCCUUGAGAUCACGAGACCCUCGCGGAAUCAGGGCAACCCUUAUCCAUACAAUCGCCAUCCACCUGGGCGGUUAACCACUCGAGCUCGAUCGAUUCAAAGAAGCGAGCUUUUGUCUUAAGUUUCAUCAAGAGGACGUCCUAAAUAUAAUACACGAACAUCCUUAGUCCUAUAAACAGUCUCUUAGAUAUUCUGAUAUCGCGAAUUUCCUUCGAUAAUCUCAUAAAUUCAAGGCGUAAACGAUUUAAGCUUUUUAUCCUAAGUGAUAACAACGUCGUACGUGAAUAAAGCCGUCCUUGAUGUUAGUAUUGAACGAUACGAUCAUUAUAAAUCAGUUGCACAAAUGUCGCCUGGUAGCAACGAUAACAGAAAUCUACAUUGGAAGUAAAAGCUUGUUUAAUGAGCAAAACGAAUCAAAUGACAAUUUUAGUAAUCUUUGUAUCAAAUAAAACGGGCUUACGAUGGUUUAACCGGAAGCUUUAGAAAAAUCA